This is a messenger RNA of Mytilus californianus (California mussel), 2015 nucleotides long. Its product is annotated as acyl-CoA 6-desaturase-like. Gene Ontology annotation, molecular function: oxidoreductase activity, acting on paired donors, with oxidation of a pair of donors resulting in the reduction of molecular oxygen to two molecules of water. Gene Ontology annotation, cellular component: membrane. Gene Ontology annotation, biological process: lipid metabolic process. Lineage: Eukaryota; Metazoa; Mollusca; Bivalvia; Mytilida; Mytilidae. The transcript is spliced from 13 exons. The record is from RefSeq and is a predicted model, not a curated record.
AGUACGGUAAGUUUUUAUUAUAUUGUACUCGACAGUCGUCAUACUAAUAUUGUAGAUUGAAUGAUCUGUACUUCUUUGAGUGCACAAAUAAACAGAUACCGAUAUUGGCUUAGACAUGGGCAAAGGAGGUAAACUGGAUCAGCAGUCAACAAUUUAUACUUUUGAUGAAGUAUCGAAGCAUGACAAGAAAGACGACAGAUGGCUUGUCAUACAGGGUAACGUCUAUGACAUCACCGACUGGUCCAAUCGACAUCCUGGUGGUAGUAAGGUUAUAGGUCAUUAUGCUGGUUAAGAUGCCACAGACGCAUUUGAAGCCUUCCACAAUGAUCUAGAGAGCGUAAAGAGAUUUUUGAAACCAUUACAUCUGGGAACUGUUAAGGAUACAAAGGACAAGAGUAUUAAGGAAGAUUUUAGAAAGUUACGAUCAACUGCUGUACAAAUGGGUCUUUUCAAAGCGAACUUCCUGUAUUUUGCUCUAUAUUUUCUUCAUGUAGUUGUUUUUGAAAUAUUGGCAUACCUCACGCUGUAUUGGUUUGGUAGUGGCUGGAUUCCUUUUCUAAUUUCGUUACUUUUGUACGGAGCUUUUUAAGCUCAGAGUGCUUAUUUGUCACAUGAUUUUGGCCAUCUUGCCGUUUUUCACAACACAGCUUUGGAUCGUUUCUUCGAGUAUUAUUUACUUGCAUUUAACAAGGGAGCUUCUCCGCACUGGUGGAAUCACAUGCAUUUUCAGCACCAUGCAAAACCAAAUGUGAUGGGAAAGGACCCCGAUGUUAGACUCGACAAGUUUCUUGUUGUAGGACAAGUUAUGCCAGUUGAGGUUGCUCAGUCGAAGAAAAGUUCUCUCCCAUUUAAUCUACAAGACAAGUAUUUCCCGCUGUUUGGUCCAACUCUGCUGUUUCCAAUAUAUUUCCACUAUACAUGUUAUAAACAUGUUUUCACUAGAAAGUUAUGGGUGGAUCUUGCCGUUAUGAUUAUCUACAAUAUAAAGUUUUUGUUCCUUUUCGUACCAAUGUUAGGAUGGGGCUGGACACUUGUGUACUAUGAAGCUUUUAGGGUAAUAGAUUCAAUGUGGUUUGCCUGGGUAACUCAGUCUAACCAUAUUCCGAUGAAUAUUGACCAUGAUGACAACAAACCCUGGCUAAAGCUGCAAUUGUUUGCCACAUGUGAUGUUGAACAAUCAUUGUUCAAUGACUGGUUUACUGGACGAUUAAACUUCCAGAUAGAGCACCAUUUAUUUCCUACCAUGCCUCAGCACAACCUAUACAAGGUGCGUCCCCUGGUUCAAUCACUGUGCAAGAAGCAUGGGAUACCGUUCCAAAUUAAAUCUCUGCAAAGAGCAUUUGGUGAUAUCCUGAGGAGUCUAAAGAACUCAGGAGAGUUAUGGAGUGCCGCAUACCAUGCCCACCAUUUGUCAUAGGAACUUAAAUAAUACAACAAAGAUAAACAACAGACACCAUAUGUUAUAUAUAUAAAAAAAUGUACUAUCUAUCCAAGCAGUCUGUUUUGUAAUCAUAUUCUGCAAUGUAUCAAUCUAUUUUAGGGCUGUUUAUUUUCUUAAAAUAAUCAACUGAUGGUUGUCUAUUAAACUGCUGUAUAUGUUUUGCCUAUAUAUUAUAUUAUGCAUAAAAUUAUAGCUUACUGUUAUGUUCAUGUGCAAAUAAAAAGAAAUUCACUAUAAAAAUAAAAAAUACUAUUCAAGUUUAUUUAAGUAGUGCUUCUAGGAUCAAGUGAUUUUUAUUUUGUUUUCUUAAUUAUACUAUCGGAUGCAGUCUGAUCGAAGCCUGUUAUAUAAUCAGACUAAUACCAAUUGCAGAUUGCAUCUAAAAAUUAGAAUCAUAUCAAUACAAAAAGAAAACAACACGUUAUAAAUUUCAUGCGUCCAAAGCUCUUUUCUGGAUUUACCUUCAUCAGGAAGGCUCAAAGCCGAAUAUUUGAAAGCCAAGGAUGUAUAAGAACCAAAACAGGCGAAGAAUUAUACAAUGCAUUGUAAUUUAUUUAUACUAUCUGUAAUGUAA